AUGAAGAGGCUAUCAAUUGCACCUCCGACAUCGAGGAGGAAGUCGGGCGCUGCAUCACUGGAAGACUACAAUGCAAGGAAAGUUUUGGAGCAGUUGGACCAGGACACCACUUUGGUUCUUCAAGAUAUAGACAAGAAUAUCUCACGAGCAAACGCGAUUAUAAAUGACAAGUUGAAGCCGGUUAUCCAAGAUUAUGGAGUCGAGAGCUGGAAGGUGUGGCAUAAUUCUGGAUUUUGGAAGAAAUUCUUUGAGCAAUCAGCCAAUGUUGUGUUGAACAGUUUUGAAACACCAAUAAAUGAAAUGCAAUCAAGCUCCAACUUUUUAAGUGAGGUGGAAGAAGAGGGAAUCAAUGAACAGCAACCAAAGACGUUUACGUCAUUGGAUAUGAAGCGACCCGAUUUGAAGCAUGUUGUAGACGAAGAUACGGCUACCUGGUCAACAGAGCAGCACAAUCCUGAUAGACAAUUGUCAGCCUCCACACCACAAAGAGGUCAAACACAACAACAGAGAUCGAGAUUUGCGGCAGCACCAAAGAUGGCAAAAUUACCCGAUAGCAUCAAUUUAGAACCACCCACGUCUCAUGAUACGAGGUUGUCACCAACGAGGCGUCAUCUGAAAGCUUCGCCAACCAGAGUUCAAAUAAUACGUCAGUCUCUUGAUGCCUUUCAUAGGAUCUCGAUAUCUCCUCGCAAGCAGAGAACUCCAAUUGCAAGAAGAAGCUCAGCAAUUGAAAACAUUCUCAACUCUUCACCGACAUUGCCUGAACCCCCGGUGUUGCAGUCUGAAAUUGGAAGCGAAGCUUCAAGAAUUCAUAGUCAACAUACACCAGGGCCGAGUUCUGAUCAUGAGGGCCAUUUACAAAGAUUCCCAAACACUCCCAAGUAUUCUGCAUCGCGGUAUAGUAACUCAUUGACCAAUACGCCACUAGCAGUCCUUGAAGUUGAUGAGGGUGACAACGAUUUGCAACCACCGAAAUUAGAGAGUGAAACAAGUCAAAAAAGCCCCGCUGGAGUUGUAGACAGUGAAUCAAGUGAAGAGGUGUUACCCGAAUUGAACACCAUCGAAUUAAAGAGCGGAAGGAAAAGGUCGCAAACGCCGCCUGUGGGGAGUUCAAGCAAAAGAAGAGUUACGCCAAAAAGAUCAAGUGAUCGUCGCGAAACACUUGAAGAGGAAAACGUCUUUUUAGAUAAAUCACGGAGACGUACACGCGAGUCAGAUGUCAACCCUACUUAUAACGAAGACAAGAGCGACCAUUCACGAUCGAUCUCUCAAAUUUAUGCUGAGGGUAUCUCGAAGUUGAAAGAUGACGAUGAUGGUUCUAAUGCUGGUGAUCAUGCAGAUGUCAAAGAAGUGUUACAUGAAGUCACUGCUGAUAUCACCCAAGGUGGAACAAGAGAAGUUACGGAAACCUUGACUGGUGAUUUGGGUCCUUUUCAAAAGCGUUGGAGGAAUCUUUCUAAAGAAAAAUAUUGA
Lodderomyces margitis is the source of this 1473-nucleotide messenger RNA. RefSeq names its product Ask1p (gene ASK1). Gene Ontology annotation, biological process: attachment of spindle microtubules to kinetochore. The record is from RefSeq and is a predicted model, not a curated record. NCBI's taxonomy places the organism in Eukaryota, Fungi, Ascomycota, Pichiomycetes, Serinales, Debaryomycetaceae. Gene Ontology annotation, cellular component: mitotic spindle pole body; mitotic spindle; DASH complex. The transcript has a single exon. Bases 1 to 1473 code for a protein of 490 amino acids.